AUCAGCCGUCGCGUUAGACCGGGUAUGCAUUACAUAUUGACCAAUUGUAACUGCGUAGAAUGUGGAAAAUGCACAAUAUGAUUUGCAUAUUCUAAUAUAAGUCAAUAGACCUAAUGAAUCCAUGUUAACAGUUAAAUGAAUGAUGCAGAAAGAUUCAUUUUGAAUGGAAUGAAUGAAUGAAUGAAAAUAUUUGAUGCUAAAAAUGUAUGUAGUUUUGGUAAAAAAAAAAAAAAAAAAGUCGGAAUAUUAUUGUGAAAAUAUUUGCUAUGUGUGCAAUUUUGACAUGUUGAGAAAUGGCGAAUGAGUUGAAUAUUUAGAAUUUUUGGUUUGGGGGUUUUUGAAACUUGUUAAAAGCCUCUUUGGGAAUGAAUGGUAUUUUCUUUUGUCCGCAAAAUGUGGCGAAACCGAAAAUGUGCAUAGAUCUCAGUCCUUGCACAUCAUUUGAGCAAUUAUUGUCGAUCAUAUCGAAUGUUUAGAAACAUUUAACGGAAUUCACGUUUCAUCGUUUUAAAGGUGUUGCCGCUUUAAUAUAUUUCUCUGUGAACUCAGACUUCAUUCCCCCUUAAUCCAACUGAUUAGCUAUUUUUAAUUUCCAGCUAACCUUCAAAGCGACCUCAAAUAACUGCCAAAUGGCCAAAUCAGGAGAGAAGCUUUCAGUGAUGAUGGGAAUGGCGGCAUCAGUAAUAUUCCACUGGGGAGGCUCUGAAAAAGUGGGUGGUCCUUAACAGGACCUCACUUGCGCUAACUUGUACCAACGUUUGGCAUACAAUCAUUGGUUGCAUAACGUUUGUUGUUGCCAGCUACGAUGUGUCCUGCCUUCUAAAUGGAUCCAGUGACUCGGUUCUGGUCCAAAAGCCUUUGUAGCCAAAUGGCUAUUGUGUCUUCUGCAUUCCCUGGAAGCAAGCCUCAAUGCAAAAUCCUCAAACAUGCCUGUGAAGAUCCACAUCAACAGUCCCAAUGUCAAGUACACGGACACCCAUAUUGAAGCUCAAUAUUCCUACCACAGCACAGCCGUGCACAAAAGUGGCAAUACGGUGACGGUGACGCCUCGCUCCACCGAGAUGACCAUUCGCACGGAGACUGGCGUGCCCCGCUUGGGGGUCAUGCUGGUGGGCUGGGGUGGCAACAACGGCACCACGGUCACCGCCGCCGUGCUGGCCAAUCAGAUGAAGCUCACCUGGAGCACAAAGACUGGAGUCAAGAAAGCCAAUUACUUUGGAUCCCUGCUGCAGGCUUCGACUGUGUGUCUCGGAUCAGGGCCCGACGGCGAGGUCACCGUGCCCUUCUGUGAUCUGCUACCCAUGGUGCACCCCAAUGACAUCAUCUUUGACGGUUGGGAUAUCUCCUCGCUGGAUCUGGGAAGCGCAAUGGAGCGUGCCCAGGUGCUGGACUGGUCUCUUCAAGAGCAGCUGCGACCAUAUAUGGUCGGCAUGAAACCCAGACCGUCCAUCUACAUCCCAGAAUUCAUCGCCGCCAACCAGGAGAGCCGGGCCGACAACGUACUGGGCGGGAGCAUGGCGGAGCAGGUGGAGCGCAUCCGGGCGGACAUCCGUGACUUCCAACAGGUCAGCGGAGUGGACAAAGUGAUCGUGGUGUGGACCGCCACCACCGAGCGCUUCUGCGACAUCGUGCCGGGCAUAAACGACACGGCGGAAAACCUGCUGGCUGCCAUCCAGGGGGGCUUAGAGGUGUCUCCCUCCACUCUGUUUGCAGUGGCCAGCAUUCUGGAGGGGUGCGCCUACAUCAACGGCGCCCCCCAGAACACGUUUGUGCCGGGGGCCGUGGAGCUGGCCCACCAGAGGGGCGUCUUCAUCGGAGGGGACGACUUCAAGUCUGGACAGACCAAGAUCAAGUCGGUGCUGGUGGACUUCCUGGUCAGCUCAGGCAUCAAGCCCACCGCCAUCGUGAGCUACAACCACCUGGGCAACAACGAUGGCAAGAACCUGUCUGCGCCACAGCAGUUCCGCUCCAAGGAAAUCACCAAGAGCAACGUGGUGGACGACAUGGUGGGCUCCAACUCGGUGCUCUACGAACGCGGGGAGAAGCCUGACCACUGCGUGGUGAUUAAGUACAUUCCGUAUGUGGGCGACAGCAAGCGGGCCAUGGAUGAAUACACAUCUGAGAUCAUGAUGGGCGGCCUCAACACCAUUGUGUUGCACAACACCUGUGAGGACUCUCUUCUGGCCAGCCCCAUUAUUUUGGACUUGGCCAUUCUGACUGAGCUGUGCCAGCGCGUAAGCUUCCGGCCCAAUGGCGAGGACCACUUCCAAUCCUUCCACAGCGUCCUGGCGCUGCUCUCCUUCCUAAUCAAGGCCCCCCUGGUCCCGCCGGGGACCCCCGUCAUCAACGCCUUCUACCGCCAAAGGGCGUCCAUCGAAAACGUCAUGAGGGCAUGUCUGGGCCUGCCCCCUCAGAGUCACAUGCUGCUGGAGGAAAAGCUACAGAGGAAAUUCCUGACCGUACAGCACGUUAAUGGCGACGCGGCCAUCCCUAAGAAGGCGAUCCCAAACCUCAACUACACAGAGGUCACCAACGGCAUCGACAACAACGGCGAAGUGGAGCAGUCCAAGUAGACGACAAAUAUUACACAAAAAUCUUGUUACUGUUGAUUCCGUGUGCGCAUCUUUAAACUGCACACCUUUAAAUGGAAGUUCAUACAUAUUUUUUGUUUACUCACUUUGCACAUUUAAGACCGUCUAACAUGUUCACUUAAUGACAAUUAAAGCUGUUACAGAAGCAGAAA
Molecule: messenger RNA, 2743 nt
Organism: Syngnathus typhle (broad-nosed pipefish)
Lineage: Eukaryota; Metazoa; Chordata; Actinopteri; Syngnathiformes; Syngnathidae
Product: inositol-3-phosphate synthase 1-A-like
Exons: 11
Coding region: 927-2573 (548 amino acids)
Biological process (GO): phospholipid biosynthetic process; inositol biosynthetic process
Cellular component (GO): cytoplasm
Molecular function (GO): inositol-3-phosphate synthase activity
Source: RefSeq, a predicted model, not a curated record